Messenger RNA from Penicillium olsonii, 1455 nucleotides. The record is from the annotation of a GenBank genome assembly. Lineage: Eukaryota; Fungi; Ascomycota; Eurotiomycetes; Eurotiales; Aspergillaceae.
AUGUCUUUCCCAUCAAUGGAAAGCCUCUGGCUCCUCGGGACAAUAUUCCUGGCUGGAACAGGACUCUAUAUCAUCGCGACUCAAGUAUUCAGCAUCACCAUUAUUCCCCUGGCCCAACGCAACCGGAAACACUCAACUGCCCGAACACCACCUCGCUCUAUCUCCCCAGAUAGAAAGUCCACUAAUUCAAACCCAUCUCAUGCAAACACCCUCCCGCCCUCACGCAGACAUACCCUGAUCGACCUCGACAACCAAGCCCGACGCGAUGUGAGCGAUGGCGAAAUCCUCUCGAACCUCUUACCCAUGAGCGCCAACUACAACCAAAGCCCAAGCACCAAGUACACAGCCAUGGGAUUCGGCAUCGACGAAAUCAAAGCUCUAGGAAACUUCCCCGACUACGCAACCCUAAGCGGAGUCCCACUCCCAACCCCAUAUCCCGAAUUCGAUAUCGCAAAGGCCCUACCGCGGCCAUAUCGCCCAUUCAGAUGGGCAUACCAUCAAACCAUGUCCCUAACAAAACUCGACGUGGACUGGUGGAUCGAGCUCGAAAACAGCUAUACAAGCCGCAUCGCGCAGCGGAAAGAGCUAUUCGCGAAGAAUGGUACACAGGUACUAGACGCUAUGCCGGGGUCGGAGUUGGCGUGCAAGGAGUUGAUGGAGAUGGUUUUGCAGUUCAUUUGUGCCAGGUAUCCGCAGUACUUUACUUUGGUUGAUGGGCGGAUUUUGGAGAAUAGAAUACUCGGCACGGAGCAGGAUGUUACGAUGAAGCCUCCGCUUGAGGUUCUUUUGGAUAAUGUGCCGGAAGAUUUUGCGAUUAUGCUGAGGGAUGAGAGGACGGGGUUCUAUUUCUUGCGUGCGGCUGUGAUUUGCUCGGCGCUGGGGUGGAAUGUUGCUUCCAAGGUUGGGAAGCAGUUGCAUGAGAUUCAUGAGCCGAUUCCGGAUUAUAAGGAGAAGAUGCAGUUUUCUAUGGAUCGGUUCUUCACGAAGAUGCCUACCGAGAAGCCGAUCCAGCGGGGAUCAUGGGGGCUUGAGAUUGGGAAGCCACUUUAUAUGCCACCGGGUGAUCCUCAUGAAUCAGUUCGAUUGUCGCAGAGAAGCGAUUUGACGAUUGACGAAUGCCACUUGCGGGUCGAUUGGCAGACGUUAAGGCGUCUUCCCCUGUCAGGGGGAGUCGUGUUCAAUUUCAAGGCUCUGUUCACUCCUCUCAGCGAACUGCGAGAUGAGCCUGGCGUGCCGGAGUUGUUGAUGAAGGUUCUCACGGAGGGGAAGAAGAGUAUCAUGGAUUACAAGGGUGUUUGGCAUGUGGAGCAUGUUGCACUUCCGAAUUUGAAACUAUGGGCCGAAGAACAGAGGGAAAACGGGUUGGUCCCCAAGGACUGGGAGGUGGCUACCUUAGAUGACAGCCCUUGGUUCAAGGGCUGGCGGGAGAAGUGGCAUCGCCAACAAGGAUUCUGA